Messenger RNA from Racocetra fulgida, 612 nucleotides. The record is from the annotation of a GenBank genome assembly. Lineage: Eukaryota; Fungi; Glomeromycota; Glomeromycetes; Diversisporales; Gigasporaceae.
AGUGGAUACCUUUUGAACGAUUAGACGACAUACGAGAUAUGACGAAAGGAGGUUAUUCAGCAGUUUCUUCUGCAAUUUGGUUGGAUGGUCCCAUUGAAUAUUGGGAUUCUAAAAGGGAGGAAUGGUCAAGGAAGUCUGGAUAUCUUGUAGCGUUGAAAUUUAUAAAAAAAUCAUCCACCACUAAUGAUAUAGCUUUAAAUGAAAAAUCCAUUAUUCGGCUUUAUGGAAUUUCUAAUAAUCCAAAAACUGAUGAAUAUAUUAUGGUGAUGGAAUAUGCAAAUUCUGGGUCUUUGAAAGACUACUUGAUAAAAAAAGGAAAGGUAAUAAGUUUGAAUGAUAAGUUAAAGAUUUUCGAACAAUUGGCUACAGGGUUAAGUUCUGUUCAUGAAGUUGGACUUAUCCAUAGAGAUUUACAUCUCGGUAACAUUUUAGUAAAUGAUGAUGUGUCGUAUUUAAGUGACCUUGGAUUGUCUUUGCCUACAGAACAAUUAUCAUCUGAUAAUAUUUGUGGCGUCGCUCCUUAUAUAGCACCAGAAAUUAUUAAAGAAAAGCUUUAUACUAAGGCUUCAGAUAUAUACAGCUUAGGUGUAGUAAUGAAUGAAAUUUAUUCUG